AAUGCAUAUUAUGAAAAGCGCUGUAUUAAUGAUUUUGAUUUGUGUGUUAUCUGUCUCAGGGUGUGGGAUAGCCGUACCUGGCAGGUCACUAACACAUUUCCGGCAAAGCAGUACAUCCAGACACACUGUGACAUCAGUUCCAACUGUUACCACCUGCUGUCGUCCAGCAAUGGUUUCGGUGGUCAGGGUUGUGAGGCCACGCUGUGGGACCUCAGACAGCCCGGCUGUAAGGUGGCCGAAUACAGAGGACACCUGCAGACCACAGCAUGCUGCAUGUUUGUGCCUCCCAGUCCCGGAUAUCCUGCUCUCGUGGCGUCAUCGGCGUAUGACAGCUCAGUAAAAAUAUGGGAUCAGAACACUGCAGCGUGUUUGUACACGUUAACGCUGGACGGUUCAGGGCCUUUGGUGUCUCUGGCUCCGUGUGACUCCAGCAGUCUCCUGUGUGCCAGUUUUAACACAGGACUGCAUCAGCUGCAUCUAGAUCAGGGAGCAAUGCCCAGCCUCACUGAAGUGGCUCGCUUCUGACGUCCAUCUGGACCGCCUGGAAAAUCAAACUAAUGAGUUAAAACAAACAUAUUUAAUAACUGGAACUCCUGGAAAUGAGAAUGCACACUACAAUAUGUAGACACCCUCUUCUUAUUAAAUGAAUAGGUCAAAAAUGAAAAUUUGCAUCUUCAGGCCAUCCAAGAUGUAGAUGAGUUUGUUUUUUCAUC
Molecule: messenger RNA, 713 nt
Organism: Sinocyclocheilus grahami
Lineage: Eukaryota; Metazoa; Chordata; Actinopteri; Cypriniformes; Cyprinidae
Product: WD repeat-containing protein 31-like
Exons: 3
Molecular function (GO): protein binding
Source: RefSeq, a predicted model, not a curated record